GGAGGCGACGGCGCCCCGAAUACCCGGACCUGUAGAUGAUUAGAUGCCCUCUAUCCUCUGUUUCCUUAUGAAGUACCAGGACAGGCUGCUAGAGCUACAAUGCAGGCUGAAAUAUCUAGACCCCUCAUGAGCACAGAUGCUUUCUUGAAGCCGGAAUUCAAGAGGAGUAAACAGCUAAGAUUGUUGCAGAUCCUGGAGAUGCCUGAAAGGUGUGGAAGGCUUCCAAAGAGGAUGAAUUGUACCUGUGGCAUUGAGGUAGCCAAGGAGUUGGUGUGGGAGAACUGGGAGCUGGGAAGAGAAAUCACCAAACUCCUCAAGCUGAAAAAUGUUCAGUCUAAAAAGCAAAUUCUAACAUUUAGCUCUCCGUCUUCAAAAUUCUUCACCACCAUGUUUCCACAAUCCAUAUCCUUGAAUCCUGGUAUGUCUUUUUGCCUCCCGGUUACUUUCCGCCCAACAGAAAAGUGCGAAUACAAUGACAGCAUUUGGUUUGAACUGGGAGAUUCCAGUUUUCAAGUCCUUCUUCGUGCAACACUUCCAGGAUAUGCCUUAGAAAUGCCAGAUGCUGUUCAUCUUCCUACGUGUGGAGCCUGUGACAGCUCUGAAGCUACCUUUCAAAUGAAAAACAUCAGCAUGUAUCCAACAAGUUUCUCUUGGGUUGUCCCAGAACCUUUUCAGUUUAAUCCAGCCAAAGGAACACUGAAUGCAGGAUCACGAUGUACAAUUAAGGUCAUUUUUCGGCCUUAUGGUGCUUUAGUGUAUGAGGAUAUAGCAACCUGCAAAUCCACUGGAGAAGAAGAGAGCACCAAAAGCAUCUGUCUUAGAGGCAUUUCAAAAUAUCCACACAUUUUGGUGAAGGUGCCAGAGAAUAUGCAGCAAAUUACACAACAUGAUGACACUCAGACUGUGCUGGACUUUGGUUGCAUCGCAGUAGGCAGUACUGUGGAGAAACACAUUGAAGUUUUCAAUUUGUCACAGGUGAAAGCUGUCUUCAGAAUUUCUCGAGCUCAUCGGCCUGCAUUGAUGGAUCCUGUUUUCUUCUGCAACAAACACCAAGCAGUUAUUCAAGCUGAUGGCAAAAUAAAAAUCCCAGUGCUGUUUUCUCCUCAGACGGUGGGGAUCACCAAUGUGGAUUAUUUUUAUGUUGGAACCACAGGCAACACUAGCAAAUCCAUCCUCAAAGUGGUUGGCUCCAGCAAGGGCCCCCUGGUCUCUCUUGAAAAAUCAUUAGUAGAUUUUGGCUGUGUAAAUCUUGGUAAAUCCGCAAUAUGUACCUUGGAGCUAAAGAAUUCCUCGGACGUCACGACUUACUACCAGUUCAAUACAGAUUGCAGCCACAGCGUAUUUGUCAUUGAUCAGCCACAGGGUGUACUCGAUGGACUAACUUCAAAAACCCUGAGUGUAACAUUUCAUCCAAUGCAGCCAAUUAACUACUAUAGACGACUUGCCUGCCUUAUUCAAUAUCAGGACCCCCUUUACGUGAAUAUGAUUGGCACAUGUCAUUCAGAGCAGAACAAACCAGGAAUUCUAAAGCCCCAACACAUCAAUCUCUACCAGAUAAACAUGGCUCGGGGUUUGACUUACUAUCCUCCAGAUAUUCUUAGUACCAUGCUGUCUGAGAAGAAGCUCACACUGGAUCAAAUGGGUGCUUUACUGCAGAAGGCAGGCAGAUACCAGGCUGAAAAUAUUGAUAAUGAAGGAGUCAGAAAGGAUAAAGCUAGUGACACUAUGGAGCAGCCUCCUCUUAUUCACCCUCUUGCAGAAUACUUCAAUGACACAUUCAGCAACACUGACUCUUCUCUCCCACCUCAUGUCAGUAUUGAUGUCCAGGAAUUUGUUUUCAGCAGUGCCACCCAGUCCUGCCCGUUCAGCAUGACCAAUCACACAAUGGGCAAAGUAAGCAUUGCUUGGGUCUGCACUGCCAACAGUGUGUUUACCAUAAGCCCUCAGGCCUGUGAUAUCCCUCCUCUCAAGUCGACUGCCUUCCGUGUUACUUUUACACCAGACAGGACAAACGCCCUUUAUGGAGCUGAACUCGAGUGCUUUGCUUCAUACAAGGUAAUGAAAGACCAUCGGCUGUUUGAGGACUGCACCUUGUGCCCUCCCUGGUGUCUUACCAUCCGUCUGACCGGGCAUAGUUUUCAACCUGGACUUACACAUUUUAUCCCAAAGUACACUCUGCAAUCUCCACGUAUGGUGUUCUUGCCUGUGUUCCAAGGGGAGACAACACAUCAGUCUUUACUCUUCCAAAAUAUUGGAGACCUGCCCAUUACCUACAAACUGGACACAGAGCUAUGCCCUGACAUCACAGUGAAGCCAUCUGUCGGUAUCAUUCCUGCUGGAGCGCGCCAGUUUUUCAUGCUCAAGACGAUUCCACAAACAGGCAGAAUUCAUAAACACAUCUUGCCCAUCCUGCUCAAUGCCUCAGAAAAAUACAUUCAGGAGGUUACCCUACUGAGUGCAGCUGAGAAGCCAAAGAUUGCUCUGGAAGGGGACGGGAUGCUAUUCUUUAAGCCGACAUGUCUGUACGGCUUGUCUCAGCGCUCAUAUAUCAUUAAGAACAUGAAUCGAAUGCCUAUGAACUUUGAGUGGAAAAUUUACAGUGAUGACUCUCAAGUUUUGUCUGUUACCCCAACUAGUGGAAUCAUUCAGCCCAAUGAAUGCUUGGCUCAGGUCUGGUCCUUCUUACCACUAGAGGAGAUGAGAUAUACGCUCACAGCCAAUCUGCUGUUUUGGAGAGUAAGUGAAAAACCCAACGCCCAAGCAAUCAAAAAAACCCGCCUGACCUUAAAAAUAUUUGGUGAAGGUUGCAAAGGUGUUAUUACGGCAGAGCAGCCAGUGAUAGACCUGUGUGAUGUGCUCGUUGGUGACUGUCAGUCUUGUGAUCUUGUGCUUCUGAACAAAGACUCCUGUUCUUUGGAUUUUGUCCUUGAAGUCGAUCAGGAAAUUUCUGGUCCAUGUGACCCAGAAGACGUCAAUAAUGAUCCUACAGUCCUUGACCUAGAAGUUUCAAAGGGAACAAUUCCUGCAAGGUCAAAAAUUAUUAUUAGAGCAACUGGCAGGCCAUCCAGAAGACUGAACUACUCCUGGUCCAUCCGCUAUCACAUACUGGCCCCUAGAGCCCCAGCACAUGUACUGGAAAAGAGUAUGCCACUGUGCCAGAUUAAAGCCAGGGGAGUGUACCCAAUGAUAACUGUCACUGAUGCACGCAGUUCUGGUAGUAGCAAGGGAAUUAGCAAGCGGCAUCUGUGGAAGCUCUUUUCAUUGGAUACACUCAACUCCUAUCUGCAGCGAGAUCCAACACCUUCAGAGCUUAUAUACAGAGUACCCACCAGACACAGUAUCCGACGCUGUCCUUCUGUGUUCACUCCAACUGUACUGAACUUUAACUUUGGUGCUGCACCCCUUGGUGCAGAGCCUUCCUCUGUACUGCUAAUGUUUGAAAACAAGGAAACAAUUCCAGUUAAAUGGACGUUUCUGUUUCCAGCAGAUCAGCAAAUUGAACUGGAAUAUUGGGCUGAGACUGGCGAGUUUGAUCCUGCUGAACUCAAUGCGAUGAGUAUUCAGGAAAACAAGCUGUUUACGGUGUCGCCCAAAUCAGGCUUUCUUUUUCCAGGGCAACAGAAGUCCAUGCAGCUCAGCUACAGGCAUGAUUUUUUGGGCAUAUCCCGGCUGCCAGUUUUGUUGAAGCUGUCUCAUGGACGUGAAAUAUUGCUGAAUUUUAUUGGGGUGACAAUCGAAAAAGACAGGCACUAUGUUUACUUCACCUCCAACAAGCACACCUUUGCUCCAGUAGCUAUUGGGAGUUUUAGUCCCCCAAAACAGAUCUAUGAACUUUUCAAUGGAGGCGCUGCCCCUGUAAAUUACUACAUAGACCUAGAACCCCUGCGUGUUAUGGAAGAAGAAAACUUCAAUCACCCUAUCUUCAAGUGCCUCAAUCCCAGUGGACAGAUCCCUCCUGGUAGGGCAGUUCACAUUGAAUGGAUCUUCUCUCCCUUGGAGGCUAAAAUGUAUGAGGUUGAUGUACCUGUGCAUAUCCUUGGUGGAGAAUCGGCUCUUAUAUCGUUCUGUGGCGUGGGAUACAAUAGAAAGCUUCUUGGAGAAAGUGCACCUGACAGAACUACAAGUGCUUUAUUUUCAGUGCCACCAGUGCAGAAGGUGCCACUGCCAGACCAGGUAGUUUUCCUCUCAGAAGAACAAGUGUCAAUUGGAGACAUUCCUGUCUAUUCCAAAACCACUCGGAUAUUCUUUUUGUACAAUACAUCCGAGAAGGAAAAAAUGCACUUCACUUGGCAUAAUACAUCAGAAAUGAGCAAGGCAGUAAGCAUCAUGCCUUCAAGUGGAGAACUGGCACCUGGAGAGAGUUGUCUUUGCAUUCUAACAUUAUUUGCAUCAGGAAGCCCCAGCUUCUACCUCUUGGAAUUCAUUUGUCAGGUGACAUCCAAGCAUGCACUGGCACAGUACAAGCGUGAACUUCUGGAAUGGGAGAAAGAAAAGGACAGGCAGUUUACUGAAUUUUCUAUUACAGACAAAAACCUUAAAACGUCAUCCCCUAGUAAGGAUGCUUUAGAUGUUCUUCACAAAGUAGGAGGGAACAUUAGAAAAUACAAGACUCUUCCACCAAUAUCCAGAACUUCAGAUGUCCAGAGGUCACACAAAACGUUGCGCAGAAGACCGAGAGAUGCUGGAAUGCUGUGGAAGAAGCCAGAGGCUCCAGACCCCUUCCCUCUUCACCUGGCUGUUUUAGCACGUUCUCAUAGCCUUGAAGAAUUUGAAGCUAACUUUCCCUCUGAACUUCAGAAACACUACAUAUACAGGUCAACCAGUGCAAAGCAGGAGUCAAACUCCGUGGAGUCCACAUCAUCAGAGGGACAAUACAGCAGCAUUGCAAAUAACAGUACUGAUCGAGAAAUUAUUUCAGAUGUACUAAUGCUUAUGAUAAGGAGUCUGCUGGAUGACCCUCCAUUUCAACAGUCGCUCGCAGAAACUCUUUCAGAGCCAGUGCCAUACUUCUGCCAGAUGCAAAGUGAGGAUAGUUACAGGACCUUAACUAACCAGGGAGACGCAAAUGCUAACUAUGAUGAAAGUAUGUCCACACAUAGUGAUAGGGGUGUCCAGUCUGUUGCUUCUAACAAAGACCCCAAGCUUCCCAUCACAGAUCGCCAAAGUGUUGAGAUGCAGAGACAGGAAUUCAUACAUCAAGAACAACAACUGGAGCUAAAAGAGAAUAUUAAAAGGCUGCCAGAAUUUUGCAACCUGCUUGAAGAGAUUUUCUUGAAUACACUACAAAACAUCAUGAGAGAAGCCAACAGUGGAGAACUGGUUCUAACUUCAAGGCCAAGGGUGAUUGCCUUGCCACCAGGCACCCCAAAAGGAUCACUAUCAAACAGUUCACCAAGAUCUUCACAUCGGUCAAUUGAUAACAAUUCACCAGGACUUCAGGAAAAAAGUAGUGGAAACAGGACAAAUCUUCAUAAAGGACAGCAUAUAUACAACACAAAGGAAAAGGAACGCUGAGGCAUCCCCACGUUCUACAUAUAGUGAACCAAAAUAAAUACAUAUGUUUAAAAAUUACAAUGUUAUGAGGCUGUAUAAUCAAAAAAUAAAAUGCUUUAGUGGACUAUAAAUACAUUCUAUGGUGUCUUUCACCUUAAAAAAGAGCAGGCAGUUACUUUGUACUGCUAUGCAGUUGAAAAUGGAAGAAAGUUGAAACUGUUUAGUUGUUUUUUGGGUGUUGCAGAUAAGUGCCCAUGGGAAUUACAUUUUUCUGUAAUUGAUGUACUUUAUUUUGUUGAUCAUAAAGAAUACAAAGUAAGUAUAAUUAUUGAUUCACCACUCCCUAUAAAAGCAUUUGCAUUUAGCUCCCUUUGGUUGUAAUAUGUUUUGCAAGGGAAGAAUUCAUCUAUAUUCUAGGAUUACCUGUGUCAAUAAAAAAAGACACUGAGUAACCUCAUUAGUAUGUAUUGGUGAUGGAAUACCUUUGGGAAUACUCAUCACUACAGUUUUUCGGCAACUGAAAUUAUCUAAUAGUCUCCUAACACUCCUUUGCUCAUCUGUCUCAUUCACUGUUUAAAUAAGCCUUUAACAACAGCAUGCUCACUUGUUAGUCUUUCAUGUAGUGUGGUUUGUCUUUUUUAAUCUUCUUAUUGAACCAUUUUGUCAGUUUAUUUGAUCAAAAACACUUCCCUUUUAUUGUAAUGUUACUUGUUAAUUGGUUAUCAUUUCUUCUAUUUUGACCAUAUUUCCUCAGACUACCAAUCUGAUUAAAAUAAAAUCCAUCUGUAUGUCAUUCUCAAGCACUGCAAGACUGCAUAUGAAUGGUUAAUUUCUCAAGGUAAAAUUAAGUUUGAGAGGUGAACAUCUUUCUGAGCAGUGCUAAGCAUGCAGUAAGAUAACCGGAUCAAAUUGUCUGGAAUUAUCUAGCAGCAGUACAUGUAAUUCUUACUGAAAAUUUUGAAAAAUCUGACUGAAAUCUUCACAGGACAAUUUUUUGGAUGUAAAAGACAUGUAAACAUAGUAAAAGUAAUCAUGUGUACAGUGGCACUAAAAAUCAUCUUCCAUAGAUGUGAACCACAGAAGGAGAUACACUAAAGGUUGGCAAGCUAUAUUAUCCACCAGUUUGUGAGGAAUUCCCAUACAUAAUUACACUGGAUUACCCAAGAAGGCAAAAAGCAUUCUGGUACCUAGUCUGAGAGUGACCCAGUUCACUGAGUAGUUGAUUCCUUUUUUCUCCAGCCUGUUUGUGAUCUAUACUAAUAAAAGGCAAA
Molecule: messenger RNA, 6764 nt
Organism: Polypterus senegalus (gray bichir)
Lineage: Eukaryota; Metazoa; Chordata; Cladistia; Polypteriformes; Polypteridae
Gene: cfap65
Product: cilia and flagella associated protein 65
Exons: 34
Coding region: 100-5514 (1804 amino acids)
Source: RefSeq, a predicted model, not a curated record